AACACGCACGGCCAUAAGCAGUGAAUAAUUUUCAUGUAAAACUAGUGAAAAACUUGCGAUUUGAUUGAUUACAAACGUUAUAAUGGCAAAAACGCCGAAAACACCGAAACGGUACUUCGAUGUUGCCGCAAAAGAGGCAACCAGAAAUAAGAGCAAAUCCAGCAAUGGCACCAAGGGGUCCGUCGAUGCGCCGUCGGGGAAAAAGGAGAAACAUAAAAACAAACGUGAAUUCAAAUCGGAUUUAGAUGGAAUGAAAGUUAUCACAGUGAAUGACAAACAGGUGCAUCGAUAUGGUGGUAAGAAUAAGGGUCAGCGUAAGAAAUUGCUGGAAAUUCCGGUGGAUCCAGAAGCACUGAAACGGCAUUCCCGCGGAGAAGGGCUUGAUGUUAAGGGUGUGAAAACAAAGUUUCAGAAAAUUCGGCAAAAGCGACAUGAGCUCAACAUUGAUUUUGCCACAGAGCAAGCAGCGCGAGCGGAAAUUUUGCUUAAUGAAGAUGAAGGCUACCUGGAAGUUGAUGACGAUGAGCUAACCACAGAAGUUAGCCAAGCAGAAAUCGUCAACAACGUAGAUAUUACAACCGCUGCCAAAUACUUCAAUCUGCAGUUGGAGUUCGGGCCAUACCGAAUGAAAUAUACGAAAAACGGCAGCUAUUUGUUGCUGGGAGGUAAAAAGGGUCACGUAGCAGCGUUCAAUUGGGUUAAGAAAUCGUUGUUGUGCGAAAUGAAUGUAAUGGAAUCGGUUCACGACGUGGCUUGGCUAAUGAAUCAAACUAUGUUCGCCGUUGCUCAGAAAAACUGGGUUCAUGUGUACGAUAGCAAAGGCACCGAAAUUCAUUGCAUCAAAGGAAUGAAUCGAGUUUCGAGAUUGGAAUACUUACCGUAUCAUUUUUUGCUAAAUUCGGCUAAUGAAGAGGGAUACCUUUCCUGGAUGGACGUCUCGAUUGGCCAAACUGUCACGACUUACAAUACAAGGUUAGGCAAGAUAAGUAUGAUGUGUCAAAAUCCAUGGAAUGCAGUAACAUGCGUGGGCAAUUCAAAAGGAGUUGUGUCCAUGUGGUCUCCCUCAGUACGCGAACCUUUGGCCAAAAUGCUCUGCCAUUCGAUGCCAUUGACGGCACUUGCUGUCGACCCUACUGGAAUUCAACUGGCAACCGCCGGCCUGGAUAGGACCAUCAAAAUAUGGGACAUACGUCAACUGGAAGGACCACUUAUUACCUACAAAAUGCAAACAGCUGCCUCUGGAAUCGAUCUUUCACAGAAGGGACUGAUGGCCAUCUCGAUGGGAAAUAUUUGUGAAAUUUAUAAGAAGCCAAGUGUUAUGCAACGAGAUCUUCGGCCGUAUUUACGACAGAAGGCACCAUCUACAAUUUCCAAUUUCCGAUUCUGCCCCUAUGAAGACAUUCUUGGAAUUGCUACUGCAACCGGUUUCACGUCAAUCAUCGUACCUGGCGCGGGUGAACCCAACUUCGAUACAAUGGAGGCCAAUCCCUUCCAAACGCUAUCACAACGUCGUGAAGAAGAAGUGCACAGUUUGCUGGAGAAGAUCCCGUCCGAAUUCAUUGCGCUCAACCCUACCCAAAUUGGCGAAGUCGAUGUGCCUUCUUUGAAAGAUCGACUGGAAUCGAAAUCCAAGCUGCUGACAGUGAAAGUACCGACGAUCGAUUUCGAACCCAGAACGAAGCAGCGGAUGUCAAAGGCAAAACGAUUCAAAAAUAAACAGAAGGUAAAGGAAGUGUUACGCAACGAAGCAAUCCAGAGCAUCAAGGAAGCCAAGGAGUCACUCAAACAGGAAGCCGUGGUUCCAACAGCUGUCGAUUUUAUUCCACUGGAAUCGAAGAGCGUGCUGGAUCGCUUCCGAGAUAAGAAAAUGAAGAAAAAGUAAAUGCUUUUAGAAGUGGUAUUUUGUAUUUUUAAAUUU
Messenger RNA from Ochlerotatus camptorhynchus, 1918 nucleotides. RefSeq names its product WD repeat-containing protein 46. The coding region runs from base 83 to 1882 and encodes 599 amino acids. Lineage: Eukaryota; Metazoa; Arthropoda; Insecta; Diptera; Culicidae. Gene Ontology annotation, cellular component: nucleolus; small-subunit processome; 90S preribosome. Gene Ontology annotation, molecular function: protein binding. The transcript is spliced from 2 exons. Gene Ontology annotation, biological process: maturation of SSU-rRNA from tricistronic rRNA transcript (SSU-rRNA, 5.8S rRNA, LSU-rRNA). The record is from RefSeq and is a predicted model, not a curated record.